UGACAUUGACAUAAGAAUCACAAAAGUCAAAACCCUAACCUCUUUUUAAAUUUUAAUACAAUUCUAUUAUUUUCCUUGAUCCUAAGCUCUCUAGGUGUAUUCUUUUGAUUUAGCAAUGCUUUUCAUUUGAUUGUUCAUAUUAACGUAACUCACUAAAAAUGAAUGUCUUAUUAAAAACAUUUGGGAUGCUAAAUAUCCGUGUAUCUGUUCAUAAUUUGCACACUACAGUACCCACUGCUGCAUGGACUAAAUCAGAUAUCCCCCAGAAUUUUAUUAGAUACAAUAAAAAAAUAUAUCCACCUCAAGAUCCCAAUGAGGAACCAAGGCCGGCUUUUGUUUGUCAUCAAAAGACAAACAUUAAAUACAGCCCAGAAAAGCUAUGGUACAUUGCUUCUUUUGUAAGGGGAAUGACAGUAGAUGAAGCUAUAAAGCAAUUGAGUUUUGUACAUAUGAAAGGUGCAGGUUUUGUGAAAGACGCAAUACUAGAGGCACAAGAACUUGCUGUUUCUAAACAUAAUGUGGAAUUUCGAAGUAAUUUGUGGAUUGCUGAAUCAUUCAGUGGAAAAGGUAAAGUUAUAAAGGGCAUAAGGAGACAUGCAAGAGGAAGACUAGGUGAAGUGCGUUACACAUAUAGUCAUUAUUUUGUUAGACUUGAAGAAGGAAAGCCUCCUGAAGAUUACUACAAGACAAAUCCAUUAACGCCCCAACAACAACUUGAUAAAUGGCUUGAACAGAUGAGGAUGAGGAAAAUAAUAAAUUCCUUUUAAAUUAUACUAGUGUACUUGUAGUUUAUUGAUAAGAAAUAAAUAAUAGUUAGUUA
Colias croceus (clouded yellow) is the source of this 820-nucleotide messenger RNA. RefSeq names its product 39S ribosomal protein L22, mitochondrial (gene mRpL22). Gene Ontology annotation, molecular function: structural constituent of ribosome. NCBI's taxonomy places the organism in Eukaryota, Metazoa, Arthropoda, Insecta, Lepidoptera, Pieridae. The record is from RefSeq and is a predicted model, not a curated record. Gene Ontology annotation, cellular component: mitochondrial large ribosomal subunit; ribosome. The transcript is spliced from 3 exons. Bases 159 to 767 code for a protein of 202 amino acids. Gene Ontology annotation, biological process: ribosome assembly; translation.